CGCACGACCCGACAUCGAAAAAAUUGGGGGAGGGGGGGGGGUGGUGAAAUAUCAGUUUUUCUUCCUUCUCCAUGUCUUUUUACCGUGAAAUUAUUAGAGGUAUUUGGUUGUACAAAAGAAACAAAACAAUUCUAAAGUGAAAUUGUUAAACAUAUUUUAGACAUAGGUGUCGCCCAAACUAAGGUUCGAGCAUGGUCGAUGGUUUUUGGAUGCAAAUUUUAACAUAAGGGCAUGUUUGAUCAUUUACAAAGUAUAGGAGCAUGUUUGAUAGGGCUGGUUAUUUGGUCUGGACUGUUUUGUUUUACCCGAAACUGGACCGUAUAACCCGGAUCAGGACUGGACUGGGACCGGAUAGCAAACAAUCCAAUCUCAUAUUCGGGCUUAGAUUUGAGGUAAAAAACCCGGAUAAAGACCGGAUAAGAUACCCCAACACUCAAAUCCCCACAAGCUCAAUCUAAAAUCAAGAUCAAAUUGGGACCGUACCGGGUCAAGACCGGACCAGAUCAAGACCGGACUGUAUCCAAUCUAAUCUUUGGUCCUUAUAUUCCUGAAAAGACCGGACUGGAACCGGAUCAAUUUGGUCCAAUUUAACCAGACCGGACCGUAUAGCCACCCCUAAUAUUUAAUGUAAAAAAUAAUAAAUGAGCAUGUUUGGUAAAACGACAUAGUAAAAGGACAUAUUAUACCUAUAAUCCUUAAAAAUAACUCUCCCAAUUUUGAACAAAAUGCUCUCGCCUGAAGCUAUCGUCUCUCCUUCUCCGCCGACAACUCCAGGGGUUACAGGGUGGCCACCGGAUGCUAAUUUACCUAAUCCCCCAAGGGCGGGAUCGCCAGUCCUCACAGCCUCCUCUCAGCCCUUGAACUUUAAAGCCGCUCUAUCGUGGAUCAAUCAAGAAACACCAAGGAAAGCUUCCCAAUGGACGUUCGUGGGCGCGGACGACAUCGAGACAGGCUGUUUCCAAGGGGAGCCAGAAUUGAAACUGUCAUCAAAAUUCAAAGAGAGGCUUUGCCAGCCCUGGAAAAAGACGCUUGUAGUUCGUCUGUUGGGACGAUCGAUUGCUUAUCCGUAUUUGUGCUCUCAGCUGCGGCGGAUGUGGAGGCCGGUAGGCUCUCUGGAAAUUUUGGACCUCAGCAACGACACCUUUUUGACAACAUUCGGGAAUGACCAGGACUAUCUGAGAGCGCUUACGGGCGGACCUUGGGUCAUUUUGGAUCACUACCUGGUGGUGCACCAGUGGUCGCCGACGUUUCGUACCUCCGACAAGCCUCACAGAUCGGUGGUUGCCUGGGUACAGUUCCCAGAAUUACCAGUUCAUUUUUAUCAUAGAGAAGUUUUAUUCGCAAUUGGGAAUUUGAUAGGCAGGACCGUUAAGCUCGACUAUCACACGGAGAUGUUGGAAAGGGGCAAGUUUGCGCGUAUUGCUAUUGAUCUUGACAUGACGAAGCCGCUUCCGACCAGAGUCAGGCUUGACGGAGCGUGGCAACAAGUGAUCUAUGAAAACAUUCCAACAAUUUGCUACUCAUGUGGACGGAUUGGGCAUACAGAGGAGGAGUGCCCAUUGAAAAAGCCGACACCGAUGAUGGCGAUUACGGUAGGGACAGGUACAAACCUCGAACUCUCGCCGGUGAUAGAGUCAUCGGAGAUUCCCGCCGGUUAUGGACCUUGGAUGCAGGUUGCCAGAAAAGCUAAGCGACACACUAGGAAACCAGCGGAUUCUCAGCCACAAAAUCAAGGAAAUAAUAAGGGGAAGAAACAAGAUACAGCCCGUGAUUCCGGUUCAACAAAAGGAAAGGGAAGUUUCGAUGGGGGGAAAGUGAAUCAAGACACAAAAGUAAAGGGUGAGCAGAAGCAGGGAAAUAAACAUGCCAAGCAGGGCAAACUCAAUGAAAAAGCUACGACUGAGAGUUUGACUGAGAGUUUUGAGGCUUACGGUCAAAAGAAGAUGGGAUUGGGCCAGGAGUGGCGCCCAAUUGGUCUUGGACCCAAAAACAAAGGGGAAGCCUCUACUAGCGCAGGACAUGGGCCCAACGAUUUAAUUGAUAAGAAUAAUAGUUCAGAAACUAGCCCACCUCUCUCGCAGAGCUCGCAUGUCAUAAUUGGACCAAACAACACUAAGAUUCAGGUCUUGACCGUCCCCGAUUUGAAGAUGCAGCAGAAGGAAAAUAGGAACCCCAACACCGGGGAAGCUGCAAAUCGGAAAUCUGGCUACAAGCAAGAGAAGGAGCAAGCUCUUCACCUGAAGGGCAUUAGUCUAAAAGCGACUAAGAGACCCCUGCAGAUCUGCAAUUCAGGGAAGAAAGAGGGGCCGAUGAAGCACAAGCAAACGGCGUUUCCCCUAUCAAUUAAAGCUAUCGAAGAGUUUUGCACGACGUCGCAGAAGAAGAUAGACUGUCUCAAUGAAGGGGAAACAAAGGACGUCGCCAUGAUCGAGCUGCCAGUUGUGGAUAUGCCCACCAAGGAGAACCAUACAGGGGAAAAGGGGAAUCCGAUUCCUGCUCCACUCUGACCCUUUCCUUUUUGAUUUAUCUGUCUUCCCCUUCUCUUUAUUUCCAUGAUUUACAAAACUAACUUUAAAAUUUUGUCUUGGAACGUCUGUGGUGCAGGAAGCAAAAAGUUUAAUCGGGCCAUUCGUUUAAUGAAGAGUAUGCAUAAACCAGAUUUUUUGAUCAUCGUAGAACCUCAAAUCAGUGGUGGUCGAGCAAAUGUGGUGUGCAGUAAACUGGGUUUUGAUGA
Molecule: messenger RNA, 2734 nt
Organism: Linum trigynum
Lineage: Eukaryota; Viridiplantae; Streptophyta; Magnoliopsida; Malpighiales; Linaceae
Source: the annotation of a GenBank genome assembly